AUGGCUGCCGCUAGACGUCUAUGGGUAAAACUAAAACUAUCAUCCAAGUAUCUUGCCACACUACCCAAAUUUGAUCCUCAUGUGUCCAAAUCGAGAUUGAAAAAGAUAGCACAAGAAGAGAAGAAGGGAGUCAGUCCAUCUAUAUCGAGUCUGCAGAGGUCUUCACCGGCCCCAGAGGGCACAGGCACACCGGGCCCAUCGAAUAGUGCCAACAACACCGGUGCAGCUGGUUCCGGUAUCAGCCAGUACAAAAUCAACGUUGGUCUCAAGGGCGACUCAACUUCAGGGCUCACCAUGAAUAGUAUAAAUCCAGCCCUUUACAUCCUAGAUAAGUCAGGUAAACCAUGCCAACGCUGGGUGAAGAAGUCGAAACAGUUUAAAAGCUUCACUGGGUUCAAGAUGAAGUAUACGAAAUAUGAGCCAAAGGAGCCAGGACCAAAAGACGGAAAUAAGAGUGGAGGAAAUGCUGCCAAGGAGGUUUCUGAAAGCGCCAAGAGCAAUAUCACAACUAUAGCAAGUGAAGUAAAAGUGGAGACCUAA
This is a messenger RNA of Lodderomyces parapsilosis, 540 nucleotides long. RefSeq lists its product as uncharacterized. Lineage: Eukaryota; Fungi; Ascomycota; Pichiomycetes; Serinales; Debaryomycetaceae. Gene Ontology annotation, cellular component: Ino80 complex. The transcript has a single exon. Bases 1 to 540 code for a protein of 179 amino acids. Gene Ontology annotation, biological process: chromatin remodeling. The record is from RefSeq and is a predicted model, not a curated record.